AUGAGAGCUUACGUUUACGAUACUGCCGAUACUGCAGACCAGCGUGCACCCCACGACACUGGCAUUGAAAAGUCAAUCGACGAUCUCUCUCGCAUUGGCGUCCUUUACUGGCGAUUUGACGGUCCCGAUGCCACUGAACGUCUCGAUAAACUUGCACUCGAACGCCAAUACAAGAACCGCGACCAAAUUGUAGUGUCUCCUGAGUCUAUGGGUGAAGUUUAUGAGGAAAAAGUCAAGAUGUUCUUUGCCGAACAUCUUCAUGAGGAUGAGGAAAUCCGCUUUGUUCUCGAUGGUACAGGUUACUUUGAUGUCCGUGAUCAGCAAGAUGUGUGGGUGCGCAUUGCUGUCGAGAAGGGUGAUAUGUUGGUGUUGCCUGCUGGUAUCUAUCAUCGAUUCACCACUGACAGCAACAACUAUAUCAAGGCCUUGCGUCUUUUCAAGGAUGAACCUCUUUGGACUGCUCUCAAUCGUCCCUCUGCAGAUGAUAACCCUUAUCGUGCUGAAUACCUUAAAGCCAUCCAAGCAUGA
Molecule: messenger RNA, 528 nt
Organism: Lichtheimia ornata
Lineage: Eukaryota; Fungi; Mucoromycota; Mucoromycetes; Mucorales; Lichtheimiaceae
Exons: 5
Coding region: 1-528 (175 amino acids)
Molecular function (GO): acireductone dioxygenase [iron(II)-requiring] activity
Source: RefSeq, a predicted model, not a curated record